GACUUCCCCCCGCCCCAGCAACCCCAUUUUCCAUUUUUUCGUCCUUCCCCAUUAUUCUAUAUCUAUAUCUAUAUAUAAAGAGUAAAGGGAAACACUAUAACACCAAGAAGGCUACAGGUUUUGAUCUCCCGAACAUCGGAGAAAUGACAACGCAUCUCACUGGCGACGACGACCAGCCUGAGUAUCAGCAGGUGGAUGAGAAGCGUGACAUCCGAGAGUUUGUAGACUUCUUCUCGGGUGAACGUCACGGCCGUCCCGAUGAUUCAGCUCCUGAUGUUGAUCUGCCAAAGGAGAGCUCCAUCACCGAGAGCAGCAUCAAUCAACGUCUCACCCUAAAUACGGGCUGGCUAACUGAAGAAGAAGAUCGAACCGUGACCAAGCCUAGUUUGCACCAAUUAAUGAACUCGAAUCUGAGGGUAAAGCUGGGGGAGUUGAAGGACGAAAACCAAAAUCUCAGAAGAAUGUUAGACCGUGUCACCAAAAGUUACGCUGGCCUUCAAACUCAGCUUGCUUUAUUGAAGCAGGAUGAGGUACUCAAACUUGCAAAUGCCACUUACUGUGCUGGUGAUGAUUCGCAAGAAAGGGCGAUGAUCUCUCCUCCAAGAAAAGUCAAGCCCGCAUUGUUUUCGGAACUAGAAGCUGGUGAAGGUAGCAGCACCAUUAAGACAGAAGGAGACGAUGGUACCAACAAUUCCAUUGUUGAUAAUCAAAUGCCUCCAUGUCAUGGAACCCUAAAGAGCAUGACAAUGCCAAUGGCACAGGGAAAAGCCGGCUCCAUGGAAGAAGACGUGCCUGAGGGUUCUCUCCGGAGGGCACGGGUAUCAAUAAGAGCUCGAUCGGAUGCUCCCAUGAUAAGUGAUGGGUGCCAGUGGAGGAAGUACGGUCAGAAGCUCGCCAAGGGAAAUCCUUGCCCUCGAGCUUACUAUCGUUGCACAAUGGCAGUUGGAUGCCCUGUUCGUAAACAGGUGCAAAGAUACGCACAAGACAAGGCGAUUCUUGUGACAACGUACGAAGGGAGCCACAACCACCCCCUUCCAGCCGCAGCAGCCGCCUUGGCUGCCACUACAUCGGCAGCAGCUGCCAUGCUGCUCUCUGGCUCAACCAUCAGCAGCGGUCCUACCCCUUUCCUUCCACCAUUUGUUUCUCCUCAUCAUCAAUAUGCCACAUCAAUGGCUUCCUAUUCUCCUUCUUCUCCCUACCCGACCAUCACCCUUGAUCUGUCCCACUCUCCUCUUCUUUCUGGGCCGAAUAUAAUUCACUGGCCACCAAUGCCUCCACCGCCAAUAUUUGAUACUUACGUUUCCUCCGAUUCCCAUGUCCUUCCUGGAUCAUUACUCGGGCAUCCUCAAAAUAGCCAUUCCUUUACACAAACAGUUAGGGCAGCCAUUAGCGCCGACCCAGCCUAACUUCAGCUGCCCUUGCCGUGGCCAUCUCUUCAGUUCUCGGAGCAAAUCAAAGCUCAUGAUAUCUGUACAUGUCAACUUUAUUUUCGACUAGCUGUCAAUCUUGUGAGUCGAACAAGCUACAUACAGCCAGAGACUCUUUAACGUUCAUGUAAUAUAUAUAUAUAUAUGAGAUUUUUCUGUGGUGACA
Punica granatum (pomegranate) is the source of this 1593-nucleotide messenger RNA. The record is from RefSeq and is a predicted model, not a curated record. Lineage: Eukaryota; Viridiplantae; Streptophyta; Magnoliopsida; Myrtales; Lythraceae.